Oryza sativa Japonica Group (Japanese rice) is the source of this 4627-nucleotide messenger RNA. Lineage: Eukaryota; Viridiplantae; Streptophyta; Magnoliopsida; Poales; Poaceae. The record is from RefSeq and is a predicted model, not a curated record.
UACUCCAGGCCUGUUUAUUACCAGUGCUUCUGAUCGAUCGUUAUCGAGGGUUUUUUCACGUCGCGUUUUUUCCCACCGCCGCCGCCGCCGCCACCACCACCACUGCAGUUGCUCACCUCUCCGUCGCGGGUUACGUCGCCGGCGACCACCCUACCCUCCAGCCUGCGCUGAUCUCCAUCGUCCCGCGAGCGAGUAGAGCAGAGCAGCGCCGCUUCCUCUUGUCGUCGGCGGCGGCGAGCACUACUGAGACUAAACCUUGAAUUUACUGGAGAAGUAUCAACAAAAUAGCAGACAAAAUCAGUUUGAUAUCCAUCAAGUAUGGCGAAUAACCGUGAGUGGAUGUAUGCUCGGUGGAAACGUGGUUGUGCACUGACUGAUGAGUGGGUAGAACAAACUAAGGGUUUCUUCGAUCACGCCUUUUCCCUUCCAAAUAUCGUUGUUAGUGGAAAAAUUAAGUGCCCAUGCUCCUUAUGUUGGAACUACGUUUCGCACAAACGGCAAAUGAUCGAGAUGCAUUUGUGUCGUGAGGGUUUCAAGGAGAAUUACAUGAAUUGGACAGAACAUGGUGAGUGUAUUGGUCAAGAUCAAGCCACAACUUCAGAAGGUAAUGAAGAUUUUGAUGAACCGGAUCGGAUGGAUGACAUGUUGGCUGACAUAGCCAGCGAUUACCAGCUUUCUGAGGAAGAACCCACAGCUUCUGCUCAGGCCUACUACAAGAUGGUGGCUAGUGCAGAUGAAAAGGUACACGAUCAAACAACACACACCUGUUUAUCUACCAUAGCUCGUCUGCUUGCCAUCAAGUCACAGUACAACAUGCCAUCAGCAUGCUAUGAUGAUGUGAUGCAAUUGAUCCAUGAGCUCCUCCCUGCUGGGUCAAAGUUGGAUGAUAACUUCUAUCGUUCAAAGAAAACUCUUGCUGGCAUAGGGAUGCCAUAUGAAAAAAUUUAUGUGUGCUACAACAAUUGCAUGCUUUACUACAAAGACAAUGCCGAGAAAGUUAGAUGUGACUUUUUCAAAACAUCUCGGUAUGAGAAUGACAAUAGCAAAGUUCCACGUAAGGUUCUAAGGUAUCUCCCUAUCAUACCUAGACUGCAAAGGUUGUAUAGUAAUGAAGAGAUAGCAGUCCAAAUGAGAUGGCACAAAGAACACCCUACACAUAAGCUAAAUGUGAUGAUGCACCCACGUGAUGGUGAAGCAUGGAUUCAAUUUGAUGUAGAUUUUUCUACUUUUGCACAAGAUCCAAGAAAUGUCCGGCUUGGUCUAGCUAUAGAUGGAUUCACACCUUUCAACAUGACUGCUGCGUCAUACUCCUGUUGGCCUGUCUUUAUAGUACCAUACAAUCUCCCACCAGACAUUUGCAUGAAACCAGAGAACAUAAUGCUUGCCCUUGUUAUCCCUGGUCCUCAACAUCCUGGAAAGAACUUGAGCACACUAUUGGAACCUUUGGUGGAUGAGUUACUUCAGAUAUGGGAUGAUGUAACCACAUGGGAUGCUUCGAAGAAGGAAAACUUGACUAUGAGAGCAGCAUAUCUUUGGUCGAUCCAUGGCUUUCGUGCUUAUGGUGAUUUUGCAGGUUGGAGCACCAAUGGUAACUUAGCAUGCCCAACAUGUAUGUGUGAGUCAAAAGCAUUCAGGCUCCAUAAUGGAGGGAAAAGUUGUUGGUUUGAUUGCCAUUGAUGCUUCCUUCCAAGUGACCAUGAGUUUCGGACUCAAGCAAAUGCAUUUCGAAAGAACACAACAGUACACCACUGUUAGAAUUUCAAUGGUUACUCUCAUUGAGAAGAGGAUGGCACUUAGAAUGGGGCAAUUUUCUGGUUUUCUUCAUUCACAAACUCAAAAGCCAUAUCCUCCCAAAGAGGAUUGGAUACAUAUUUAUAGCUGCUUGUAGCAGCCAUGCUAGGGCAAGUGGGUGCUGUCCUAGAGCAUCCCAACAAACUGUCCUAGAGCAUCUCAACAAACUGCUGUCCUAGCUGUCCUAGAGCAUCCAAACUGAAAGUACAAAUGCUGUCCUAGAGCUAAAAAGCAAGAAAAAGCACCACAAGACCAAGACCAAGACUUAUUCAUACAUUCUCCCCCUAAGUCUUGUGCGCCGUCUUGUGGGAAAGUUGAGCCAUCCCGAUCCGGGAGCAAACCUCAAGGAACUUGAUCCUCCCAAGGGGCUUGGUGAGCAAAUCCGCAAGCUGGUCCUUGGUGUUGAUGUAGCUCGCCUUGAUGCUCCCUUCCUCCAAGUAGCUUCGGAUGAAGUGAUACCUCACCCGGAUGUGCUUGCUCCGUUCGUGAAAACCAGGGUUCUUUACCAGGGCUAGAGCGGACUUGCUAUCCACCCUGAGCUCCACCGCUCCAAUGUCUCUGCCGAGGAGAUCACUAAGCAGUAGAGCAAGCCAGAGCGCCUGGGUCGAAGCGGCGGAGGCCGCCAUGUACUCGGCCUCGCAGCUGGACAGGGCCACCAUCUGCUGCUUUACCGACUGCCAGCUAACGAGGCACUCGCCGAGGAAGAAGAGAAUCCCGCUCGUGCUCUUGCUGGUGUCGAUGUCGCCGGCGUGGUCGCUGUCGCUGUACCCGACGAAGUGUGCCUUGCCAGGACACCUCGAGUAGUAUAGACCGUGGUCAAGAGUCCCCGCAACGUAGCGGAUGAUCCUCUUCACAGCCUGCUGGUGCUCCGUCGUCGGUCGCUGCAUGAACCGACUGACGUAGCCAACGGAGAAGGCCAAGUCUGGCCGUGUGUGGGUGAGGUAGCGAAGGCUCCCCACAAGACGUCGGUACUGUGUAGCAUCCACUUCCUCCGUCGUGCUAUUGCGGCUCAGCUUCAGUCUCUCCUCCAUCAGAGUGAGAGCUGGGUUGCAAUCGGUGAGUCCAGCCAGCUCAACAACGCGCUUGGCGUAGGCGGUCUGUCGAAGCGUGAUCCCGGAGUCGUCCUGGUGCACCUCGAUCCCCAGGUAGAAGGAGAGGCCCCAGAUCACUCAUCUGGAAGGUGGCCUUUAUCUCCUCCUUGAACGCUGCGACCUCCGCAUCCUUGGUGCCGGUGAUCACCAAGUCGUCGACGUAGACACCCACCAGCAAGGCUUUUCCACCAUUGCCCCGUCGGUAGAUGGCCGUCUCGUACGGGCUUUGCUCGAAGCCCAUCCCCUUGAGCGUGGAAUCCAACUUGGCAUUCCACACCCUCGGUGCCUGCCGCAAGCCAUAGAGGGCCUUGUGCAGGCGUAGCACUUUGCCCUCCUUGCCGGGGAUCACAAAUCCCGGCGGCUGGUGCACGUAGACCUUCUCCUUCAAGUCGCCGUUCUGAAACGUCGACUUGACGUCCAUGUGAUGGACGCCCCAGCCUUCCUAAGCAGCCAGCGCAAGAAGGAGUCGCACGGACUCCAUCCGUGCCACGGGAGCGAAGGCAUCGUCGUAGUUGAUCCCCUCCUGCUGCACGAAAUCGCGUGCCACCAAGAGCACAAAGAGUUUGUGCUUACAAAGCCUUUUCCAGCUAACUUGACCAACAAUGCUCCUGCUGCUCAACGUAGGGAGCAUGAAAAGCGAUGCAAUGAUUAUCUUGAUAUAAGCUGUCUCAUGCUUGCUACUAUGUCCCCUGAGCUUCAAAGGCAAUAUGAGGCAUUGGAUGCUCAUACGAUAAUCACGGGACUACGUAACAUGUUUGAGGACCAAGCAAGAGCUGAGAGGUUUAAUACCUCAAAGUCCUUAUUUGCGUGCGGGCUUGCAGAAGGUAAUCCAAUGAGCCCACAUGUGGUCAAAAUGAUUGGUUACACCGAGAGUCUGGAUAAGCUUGGCUUUCCCCUUAGCCGAGAGUUGGCUACUGAUUUGAUUCUCCAGUCGCUCCCUCCCUGCUUUGAGCCGUUCAUAAUGAAUUUCAACAUGAACAACCUGAACAGGACCUUGGCAGAAUUGCAUGGGAUGCUAAAGACUGCCGAGGAAAGCAUUAAGAAAAACUCCAACCAUAUGAUGGUUAUGCAUAAGCGCAAGCCCAACAACAAGAAAAGUGGUCAAAAGAGAAAGGUAAACUCUGAUGAGAUCACGAGUACUAGCAACUCUAAGACCAAGGUUCAAAAGAUAGGGCCCGCUAAGGAUGCAGAGUGCUUCUUUUGCAAGGAGACAGGUCAUUGAAAAAGAAAAUGUAAGAAAUACCUAGAGUAGCUCAAGCAGAAGCAGCAGGAUGGAAAGAGUUCCACCUCAGGUAUUAAUGUUAUAGAAAUUAAUCUUGCUACUUCCUCUACUAAUUCUUGGGUAUUUGAUACCAGGUCAGUUGCUCACAUAUGCAAAUCGUUGUAGGGGCUGAAAAAAAGUAGGAGCUUAGCAAGAGGCGAAGUGGACAUUCGCAUGGGCAAUGGAGCAAGAGUUGCUGCUGUUGCGGUCGGCACUAUGCCAUUAUCUUUACCAUCAGGAUUAGUUUUGGAGUUAAAUAAUUGUUAUUGCAUUCCAGCUUUGUGUAAGAACGUUAUCUCUGCUUCUUGUUUGCAAGCAGAGGGUUAUGGUUUUAUAUCUGUAGACAAUGGUUGUUUAGUCUAUUAUAAUGACAUUUUCUAUUUCCAUGCACCCAUGAUGAAUGGCUUAUACAUUGUGAAUCUUGAUGGAUGUUCAGUCUAUAACAUUAAUGCAAAAAGGCAACGUCCUAAUGAUUUGAAUUCCA